This is a messenger RNA of Prorocentrum cordatum, 312 nucleotides long. Lineage: Eukaryota; Dinophyceae; Prorocentrales; Prorocentraceae. The record is from the annotation of a GenBank genome assembly.
AUGGACACCUCUGGCAACGGCAUCCUCUCCAAGAGGGAGAUCAAAGCUGGCGUGGACGACCCGUUCACCAAGGCCUACUUCGCGCAGCUGAGCAUCGACAUAGAGAUGAACCCCGAGGAGUUCUUCAGGCUCCUCGACACGGACGGCAACGACCAGGUCGACAUCGAGGAGUUCGUGCAGACCUGCAUGCGGCUGCAGGGCGGCGCGAAGCCCCUGGAGCUCCAGCGCAUCCUGAACAACCUCAACCUGGUGGUGAGGGAGGUGUCCAUUAUCAAGGCCAAUCUGGAGGGAGUCGACGGUCGAUUUAGGUAG